Molecule: messenger RNA, 1235 nt
Organism: Anastrepha ludens (Mexican fruit fly)
Lineage: Eukaryota; Metazoa; Arthropoda; Insecta; Diptera; Tephritidae
Exons: 2
Coding region: 68-1213 (381 amino acids)
Biological process (GO): activation of GTPase activity; nucleocytoplasmic transport
Cellular component (GO): perinuclear region of cytoplasm; cytosol; nucleus
Molecular function (GO): GTPase activator activity; small GTPase binding
Source: RefSeq, a predicted model, not a curated record
UUGUAAACAAAUCACAAAUCAUAAAUAAAUUGUGAAAUUCUUUCUGAAUUGCGUAUACCUCCGGCUCAUGUGCGAAAUCUACAAACGCUGCCCACAACCCGUAGAGAGGAAAUCAAAGAGGCUGCUUACCUGUCUGCUUCUGGAUUGCUGGCAACGAGAAUAUGACCAACGACCGUAUCGAAAUUUCCGUUUUGAUGCUCUGGACUUUGAAGAACGAAUGCAUCGGAAGUUCCAUCCUGUGUAUGAUUUCAUGGUUAUUGUAAGGUUCCUGAAAGAGCGAACGCUGUGCACAGCUCGGCUUACCGGCUUCAAUUUACUACCUUAUGAACAUGAAGUGCUGCAGAGUUUCACCGAAAGUCUUACAAAUCUUCGUCGGAUUGAGUUUCGUUUAAUUUAUUUACCGACGAGGUUUUUUGAGUUGUUGCGCGACAGAGUUGCACUCAUGAGUGUCAAGGAACUGAUAUUGGAAGGGUCUACCCUGACAACACCUGCCAUCGAAGCUCUGCAUGUGUUUAUAACAGAAUCGCAAAUCCUUCGACAUUUGAACGUCUCAAAUUGUAGUGUCUCCCAGUAUGAUUUCCCAUUACUGGCGGACAGUGUACACAAAUCUGUUUCUAUGCGCAGCUUCAUUUGUAACCGUCUCGUGGGCAAACGAAUACCAUUGGACACCACCAAGAUUGCGCAUAUCGUGUCUUCACUUACCUGGCAAAACAAACUGGAAGAACUCGAAAUGCAGAAAUGUGAACUUCAAGCGCGUGAUAUGGAAUUAAUAAGCGAGUACUUAGAAACACCGGCAAGUAAGAUGCGCAAACUAAACUUCGCAUACAAUAUAAUUGGACCCGACGGUGCUGAAUACCUCUUCCGUGCGUUAGUUCUCAGCAACACUUUGACUUCUUUAAAUAUUGGCGGUAAUAAUUUGGGCACACAUGGCGGUCGAACGGUGGCCAAGUAUCUGAGUGCUUGCUACUUCCUCAUACAUCUCAAUAUUACAUGGAAUGGAAUUUGCCCAGAUGCAAUGAAUCUUAUUUUAACGGCUAUUAAGAAGCCUGUUAAACUUCACAGACUUGAAAUAUUUGGCAAUCGAUUCGAUGCCAAGUCAGGUACUAUUUUAAGGCGGCUUCUUGAUGCUCGUGUGCUACCACAGGAGAACAUUGACGUCAUAUCAGUUUACGAUGAGAGCAUAGCUAAAUUUCGUGUGACGCGUUACGAUUAAAAAUUUAUUCUUUAUUUAUUUA